This is a messenger RNA of Daphnia pulicaria, 1000 nucleotides long. RefSeq lists its product as uncharacterized. Gene Ontology annotation, biological process: septate junction assembly; regulation of tube size, open tracheal system. Lineage: Eukaryota; Metazoa; Arthropoda; Branchiopoda; Diplostraca; Daphniidae. Gene Ontology annotation, cellular component: membrane; septate junction. The record is from RefSeq and is a predicted model, not a curated record. The coding region runs from base 153 to 839 and encodes 228 amino acids. The transcript has 5 exons.
GCGCCACACCUUGCAACACUUGUUAGCUAGAAGUGCAAAGAAUUUUUAAACGGCGUCUGUUUGUGUUGUCGAGCCUUGUAGACUAUUGAAUUAACAAUAACUAAAAUCAAAAUAUCAACAUAAAAAAGACUUCAGUAUUGUAGUAACUCAACAUGGCUGGAAUUGAUGGCCAGAAGGCUCCCAAAACAUCAGGUCUACUGAUGUUGGGGUCCAUUCUGUCUUUUAUCAAACUUAUGCUCUUGGUUAUGUCUUUUGCCAGUCCUCACUGGCUAGUCUCAUGGCAAGACACUUACAGUCCGUUCAAGAACAUGGGUCUCUGGGAAUUCUGCUUCAGCAGAUUUCGCUACCCCAAUUACCAAUUUGAUGAUCUCUUUGACGGUUGCCACUAUGUCUUUAGCAAGACAUAUUUCGUCAUCUGGGAAUGGUUACUACCAGGUUGGUUGAUGGCAGUGCAGGCUUUUAUGACCUUGGCUUUGAUAUUCUGCUGCUCUGCACACAUUGGGUCCACCAUGCUCCUUGUGCGCUGGCCCCUCAACUUCACAUUCCGACACCAGUGGCAGAUCCUCUCUGUCUGCACCAUCCUGAAUGGAUUGACAACCUUGUGUCUGUUCCUAUCUGUGGCCGUUUUCGGUGGCCAGUGCUGGAGACGCGAUUGGAUGCUCUACCCCAAUUUCAACUACCUCUCCUGGUCCUACGCAUUUGCCGUCAUCGCCAUGUUCGUUGGAAUGGCCGCCACGGCGUGUUUCUACUUUGACGCCAAGAGGACAGUGGAACGCAAGAAGGCCAGCAGUAACCUGGUUGUGCAAAUGCAAUCGCACGGCAGCCAAAUUUACAUUUAAAAGACGCAUGUCAAGUUUUUUCAUUCCUCACGUUUUAAGGGCUCCAACAAAAUUUGCAACUGUGAAUCUCUUUUUGCUCCACCUCUCAUAUCCGUCCGUUAAAUUGUAAUUUUUUCUCCCAAAGUAGUUGCUCCCCCCCACAAGAGUUUCCCCUUUUUUUC